GAAGAAGGAUUAAAAGUUGUUGUGAAACUAGAAACUCCCGCUAACGCUGUUAUGAAGCCUGGACUGUAAACGAAGUACAGAAAGCCUUUAAUGAAGGCGCGCAGCGGACCGUAACUUCCUUCGCCGUGAUGAAGUUGUGUAACCGGGGAGCGCUGAUGCUGGUCACCACGGCGUUAUCCUUCAUAGCGUUCAGCCUGAUGACCAUCGCAGUGGGAACGGACUACUGGCUGUACUCCCGGGGCGUCUGCCGGUCCAAGACGUCGAUCCAUGACAACGAGACCAUCCGCAAGAACGAGGUGGUGAUGACUCACUCCGGGCUCUGGCGCACCUGUUGUCUCGAAGGGACGUUCACAGGGGUGUGUAAAGAAAUUGAUUAUUUCCUCGAGGAUGCAGACUAUGAGCAGGAUGCUGCGGAAUACCUACUGAGAGCAGUGAGAGCCUCCAGUAUAUUCCCCAUAAUGAGUGUAGGUCUGUUGUUUCUGGGAGGAGUGUGUGUGGCCGGCAGCGAGUUCUACAAGACACAACACAACGUCAUGCUCAGCGCUGGGAUACUGUUCGUCUCCGCAGGACUCAGUAACAUCAUUGGCAUCAUCGUCUACAUCUCGGCUAACUCUGGUGACCCGGGUCAGAGCGACAGUAAGAAGAGUUACUCAUACGGCUGGUCUUUCUACUUCGGGGCGUUGUCCUUCAUCUUGGCUGAGAUGGUGGGCGUUCUGACAGUACACGCCUUCAUAGAGCGCCACCGGACGCUCCGGACCCGCGGGCGCCGCUCCCUCACCAAACACGCUCUGUUCCGCUCCGCGUCCUACUACAGCCGCUACAACCGCUACAGACGCCGCUCCAGUUACCGCGGCAACGUGGACUACCGUCACUCGCUGUCGUCGGCGGGGCAGCUGCGACCUCGCGACCCCUCGCCGUUGCCGGUGGCCCUGUCCGUGUCAAAGGUUGUCGCCGCGGGGCCGGCGGGGUCGGAGUUGGCCUCGCACAAACUAACGCCGCCCGACAACAAGAUGGCUGCAGGAGGAGGAGGAGGAGGAGGAGGAGGAGGGGUGGAUGUUGCGAGGAGCGUUUUCCUGUUGCCACUGACAAGCAAGCCCAACAACAAGGACAUGUUGCCUAGCAAUGCUGCUAACAGGAAGACAACACCUGUCUGA
Oncorhynchus nerka (sockeye salmon) is the source of this 1154-nucleotide messenger RNA. Its product is annotated as voltage-dependent calcium channel gamma-3 subunit-like. Lineage: Eukaryota; Metazoa; Chordata; Actinopteri; Salmoniformes; Salmonidae. Gene Ontology annotation, molecular function: channel regulator activity; voltage-gated calcium channel activity. The record is from RefSeq and is a predicted model, not a curated record. Gene Ontology annotation, biological process: regulation of AMPA receptor activity; neurotransmitter receptor internalization; neurotransmitter receptor transport, postsynaptic endosome to lysosome. The coding region runs from base 129 to 1154 and encodes 341 amino acids. The transcript is spliced from 4 exons. Gene Ontology annotation, cellular component: postsynaptic density membrane; AMPA glutamate receptor complex.